Alosa alosa (allis shad) is the source of this 1355-nucleotide messenger RNA. RefSeq names its product replication factor C (activator 1) 5 (gene rfc5). The coding region runs from base 13 to 1137 and encodes 374 amino acids. The transcript has 11 exons. Gene Ontology annotation, molecular function: DNA binding; ATP hydrolysis activity; DNA clamp loader activity. NCBI's taxonomy places the organism in Eukaryota, Metazoa, Chordata, Actinopteri, Clupeiformes, Clupeidae. Gene Ontology annotation, cellular component: nucleus; DNA replication factor C complex. The record is from RefSeq and is a predicted model, not a curated record. Gene Ontology annotation, biological process: DNA-templated DNA replication; DNA repair.
GUAUUUGAUUGGAUGAAAGCCUGUUGUGGAGUAAGAUCUCGUUGUAGAGAAACCAAACCCAGCGCGCCAAUAUUGUGUUUUAAGAAGUUGUGUUGCCUUUGCAUUUUCAAGAACGUAUACUCCAUUGAAAUGUCUUCAACCAGCAAAGUACCAUUAGAAGCAAGGAAUCUACCCUGGGUGGAGAAAUACAGACCUCAGAAACUAGAUGACCUGAUUUCCCACAAAGAUAUUCUAACUACAAUCCAGAAGUUUAUAAGUGAGGACAAGCUUCCUCACUUGCUCUUCUAUGGGCCUCCUGGGACAGGGAAAACAUCGACCAUUCUGGCCUGUGCUAAACAACUUUAUAAAGAAAAAGAAUUCAAUUCCAUGGUUCUUGAGCUUAACGCAUCAGAUGACAGAGGUAUUGAUGUUGUGCGGGGGCCAAUCCUGAGUUUCGCCAGCACGAGAACCAUUUUCAAGAAGGGCUUCAAAUUGGUUAUAUUGGAUGAAGCUGAUGCUAUGACUCAGGAUGCCCAGAAUGCUUUGAGGAGAGUCAUUGAGAAGUUCACAGAAAAUACCAGGUUCUGCAUGAUCUGUAACUACCUGUCGAAGAUAAUCCCUGCGCUGCAGUCCCGUUGCACCCGGUUCCGCUUCGGGCCAUUGUCCCAGGACCAGAUGAUCCCUCGGCUGGAGCACGUCAUCCGACAAGAGAAUGUGGACAUAACACCAGAUGGCAUGAAGGCUGUUGUGACUCUGUCGGGAGGAGACAUGAGACGAUCCUUGAACAUUUUACAGAGUACCAGCAUGGCCUUUGGUAAGGUGACGGAAGACUCUGUGUACACCUGCACGGGACACCCACUCAGAUCGGACAUUGCCAACAUUCUGGAUUGGGCACUGAACAAGGACUUCACCACAGCGUUCAACUUAAUUUUGCAGCUGAAAACACUGAAAGGCCUGGCAUUGCAUGACAUCUUGACUGAAGUCCACCUUCUUGUACACAGAGUUGACUUCCCACCUACUAUUCGAAUGGGCUUGCUCAUCAAGUUGGCAGACAUUGAGUAUCGGCUGGCUUCUGGAACUAGCGAGAAGAUUCAGCUGAGCUCAAUGGUUGGCGCUUUUCAAGCAGUGAGAGACAUGGUAGUCAGUGGGGCCUCAUAAACUGACUCAACUGAUACUGCUGUCCAUAGUAGGGUUAUUGGCUGUAAACUUAAGAACUCUGUUUUUGUUUUUAAAACAUCACUCUUCCAUACAUGCACUUAAACACACAAAGCAGAACUUCUAAAAACAAUUACACCAUAAGCCAUAUAUGAACAGAAUUAAACACAUGUAAAGAAUAAAUAUAUCUACAAUUUGGAAAUAAAUAGAGACUUUUGUAA